AUGGCCCUGGCGGUCAUGAUGGCGUGUGGAGCUACUGCGCAGGUUGAUGACAAGAGCCGGACUAACUCCUUAAACGAUUACUUAGGGGCAUACGUAAAUGGCAAGAGAACUGUGUACGAAAAUUCAAAACGGCCGUCACCGCAUCUGGAAAAACACAUAUUCGUCACAAACUCUGCAUAUCUGAAGAACAAAAAGUAUUUGUUGGAGGACAUUCUUGCUAGCUACCAAAGACCACAUCCUGUCAAACCCUAUCUGGAGAAAUUUGUUGAAUAUUUGCAAAGUACGCUUGUAGAAGCAAAAGAAGAUUCUCUUGUUGUAUUCAAACCUAGUGAGAUGUGUGCAAACUCCCUUAAAAUGCUUUGGGGUGUUAUUCACCUUUUGAAGGAACGGCCACACAUCAAACAUGAUACACUCGACAUUCACAGCACAGGAGUGCAUUUUAAAAACCCAACGAAAAACACGAUAGAUAAGCAUAUCAUGGACACUUUGCUGCUGAUAUGCCAACAAAUAUAUGCGCAAUGCUAUACCGAGAUGGAAAUUUUCGUGAAACAAGACCUACCGAAUGAUCACCAGGAAGUAAGCAGCAAUGACUCACCCAGGAGUCUCGGAGACGGUGGUAACACCGUCGGCAGCCAUGAGGCGAUUACGAAAGGUGCUAGCAGUGCUGACAGCAGCGCACUGCCAUCGUCAAGCUGGGCAGACAGCAAGACCGCCCCACUGCGUAUUAAGAGGUCGAUGGAUGCACGGAAGCCCGAGCCGUCGGUAUCGUCACAAGAGCCCGGUCCAUCCGGUGUUAAUCCCGCACCAUCCGACGACGACAAACAACUGCAGCGACAGUUGAGUGAGGGCGAAUCUGGCCCCGCGGAGCAGGACGACGAUAAGCGGUCCCAUAACCCUCCUCACAAUAAGAUAGACGAAAAUAGUGCUGCAGACUGGGACGAAUAUAACGAGUCGUAUUGGAAUGGGAUUAGGAAAUUGCGGGAGGAUAGCGAAUCGAUGGACGAAUCCGGUGAGCCACUCUCCUGGUGGAAACGGUUCCUGAGAUCUAUGCGCAAACGUAGCAGCAUAUAA
Molecule: messenger RNA, 1071 nt
Organism: Babesia bigemina
Lineage: Eukaryota; Apicomplexa; Aconoidasida; Piroplasmida; Babesiidae
Exons: 1
Coding region: 1-1071 (356 amino acids)
Source: RefSeq, a predicted model, not a curated record